Messenger RNA from Stereum hirsutum FP-91666 SS1, 801 nucleotides. RefSeq lists its product as uncharacterized. The transcript is spliced from 4 exons. The record is from RefSeq and is a predicted model, not a curated record. The coding region runs from base 1 to 801 and encodes 266 amino acids. Lineage: Eukaryota; Fungi; Basidiomycota; Agaricomycetes; Russulales; Stereaceae.
AUGACACUGGUCACCCUCGUCUUUUUACUUCUUGCCAGCCAACUUUUGCAUCUAAUGGUGCUCGCCUCGCCCACUCAACCCACUCCGCCUCUCCCAUUGGCCUCCCAAGAGGAUCCUUUGUCGCCCAUUCCGUCGAGCUAUUCGAUGUCGUCCGACUCGCAUGCGCCACGCAGCACCCCUGCCGGCCUACCUCCACCAUCCGAUUUUCAUGCCUCAUUCACACCCGCCAGACCGUCCUCACUGUCCUCGUCCAUCAUGGACACCGCCUCACCUCCAACAUUACUUGCCUCUCCUGCCACGUUCAGCGCCACUUUAACCGCCUCUUCCGUCAUAGUUCCCGCCUUUCAUCCCACGGUCACCGCUUCGUCCGUUUCCCUCGCGUCCCCAGAACAGUCCCUCCCAGAUGGGGAGGAGUCCCAGAACCUAUCGCCUGUCACAGGUGUCGCGAUCGGGAUCGCUGUCGCCUACAGUCUCUGGACGCGAGACCUUCGUGCCACCGCCGCGGACACGGCCAAUUUGGUGAUCAAUAUCCUGAGAAUCCUUCCGGAUGCUCGUGCAGAGUUACACCAAAACUUUAUGCAAUGCUUCGGUUCAUUCACGCCUACGUCUUCUUUCUCUCAUAACGCCUCAGUCCCACAAUCCCCACCGUUGGAUACUCUGCUUGCGACCACUUCUCUUCCUGCACCUUACCCGCAACGCGAGAUGACGCUGAACGUCGUCAAUGGACAGAGUCGCUCUGUUGGAGACGGAGAAAGAGGAAGCAUUCAAAAUGGGCAUGUUGUGGGUGGCCCGUCUGAUUGA